Caenorhabditis elegans is the source of this 3039-nucleotide messenger RNA. RefSeq names its product Dipeptidyl Peptidase Four (IV) family (gene dpf-3). NCBI's taxonomy places the organism in Eukaryota, Metazoa, Nematoda, Chromadorea, Rhabditida, Rhabditidae. Bases 1 to 2796 code for a protein of 931 amino acids. Gene Ontology annotation, biological process: proteolysis. Gene Ontology annotation, molecular function: serine-type peptidase activity. The transcript has 20 exons. The record is from RefSeq and is marked reviewed.
AUGAUGUUCAAUUUUUAUCAGUUUCUCUAUAACCUGCAAAAUGUUUCCCCAUUUAUUGAUUUUUCAGUACUAAAACAACUUACCCACACGAAAAUGAGGGAAAAUGAGCCGGCAAGAUUUGAGACUCGUUCAUUCAGUCAAUUAAUAGAUCAUGCAAGAAGUUGGAAGACGGAGGUGCGCGGCAUGACAACACAAGGAUUCACAAAAAUUAGCCUCAUGCGUGCAGAAAAAGAUCGUCUCAACAUGUAUGCAAUAUCUUCAGUACCUGGUACAAAUACACAGUCGAUCUUUUCCGUGACAAUUCCCUUGGAACUCGUUGAGAAAGCUCAAGUGGCCGAUCGUAAAUUUGAGUUGAAGCUGAAAUCGGGGUACAAUGUAGAUUCAUACAUCCGCAUGUCUUGCAGGAAAACUCCACCGUCCGCAGAGUUUACGUUGCAAUGUGAGCGGCAAAGAUCACAAGUUGUCACUGGAAUAUCAGAUUAUGAGAUAAGAAAUGGAAAGAUGAUUUUGAUGGCUGGCGAUCAAUUGUUCCGAUAUAAUCCACUCAAUGAAGCACUCGCAGCGAUUCCGAUAGCAGUGCCGGAUGAUCAAUCAUCAACAGAACCAAUGGAUAUUUCUGAAGGUUCAAUCACAUCAGGAACCAAAGGAUGCUCUAACGAAGCUCCACAGUCUUCAACUGUUCCACCUGUGACAAGAAUUCCCAUAAAGAAGCCAACUACUUCAACUGAGAAACCAGCAACAGCACCUCCUACUAAUAACUUUGUCUCUUCUGCAAAAGUUUGUCCAGCUGACAGUUCUCUCCUGGCAUAUGUUCUAAACAAGCAGGUAUACAUUGAGAAAAACGGUAAAAUUAUCCAUAGGACAUCAUCAAAUUCAAAGCACAUCACAAAUGGCGUACCGUCUUACAUUGUUCAGGAAGAAUUGGAAAGAUUCGAAGGAAUUUGGUGGAGUGAAUCUAAGACUAGACUCCUAUACGAACACGUAAAUGAGGAAAAAGUCGCUGAAUCUCAAUUUGGUGUCAACGGAGAUCCGCCUGUGGCACCAAUGAAGUACCCGAGAGCUGGGACAAAGAAUGCCUACAGUACACUCCGAAUGGUUAUUUUGGAAAAUGGAAAGGCUUAUGAUGUUCCACUCAAGGAUGAGGUUAUCUAUAAACAUUGUCCAUUUUAUGAAUACAUAACACGUGCGGGAUUCUUUUCCGAUGGAACUACAGUUUGGGUUCAAGUGAUGUCUCGUGAUCAAGCUCAAUGCUCUCUUCUUCUUAUUCCUUACACAGAUUUCUUGUUACCAGAAGAACUUGGGGGGUCAAUAAAAGAAGAUAAUUUACAACUGAGCACUGAUUUGAAUAUGGGCGUUUGGGACGACAAGUCGCACGAAGAAACAAUGGAAAAACCGCCACGUGGAAAACUGAGGGGAACUGUACAAAUUCAUAAGGCUCGCAAUGAUUAUUGGAUUAAUACUCAUAAUGCUAUUUAUCCAUUGAAAAUCACUGAUGAAGAACAUCCAAUGUACGAGUUCAUUUAUUGUUUGGAAAAGCCCAAUGGAAGUUGUCUUGCACUUAUCUCUGCCGAACUUGAUCAAAACGGAUAUUGCCGUCAUACCGAAGAAAAGCUUCUGAUGGCUGAAAACUUUUCGAUUAACAAAUCAAUGGGGAUUGUUGUUGAUGAAGUGAGAGAACUGGUAUAUUACGUUGCAAACGAAUCUCAUCCAACUGAAUGGAAUAUAUGUGUCUCCCACUAUCGUACUGGCCAACAUGCACAACUCACUGAAAGUGGAAUAUGCUUCAAAUCUGAGCGAGCAAACGGAAAACUUGCACUGGAUUUGGAUCAUGGAUUUGCGUGUUAUAUGACAAGUGUCGGAUCACCAGCUGAAUGCAGAUUCUAUUCUUUCCGAUGGAAAGAGAAUGAGGUGUUGCCAUCAACUGUUUAUGCUGCUAAUAUAACCGUCUCCGGACAUCCAGGACAACCGGAUUUGCAUUUUGAUUCACCGGAGAUGAUUGAAUUUCAAUCGAAAAAAACAGGUCUAAUGCACUAUGCGAUGAUUCUCCGUCCAAGCAACUUUGAUCCAUACAAAAAAUAUCCAGUAUUUCAUUACGUUUAUGGAGGACCUGGUAUACAAAUAGUUCAUAACGAUUUUUCUUGGAUUCAGUACAUACGAUUCUGCCGCCUUGGAUAUGUCGUCGUUUUCAUUGAUAAUCGCGGUUCGGCGCAUCGUGGAAUAGAGUUUGAGCGUCAUAUACACAAGAAAAUGGGAACUGUUGAAGUGGAAGAUCAAGUGGAAGGACUCCAGAUGCUUGCUGAACGAACUGGUGGUUUUAUGGAUAUGAGUCGUGUGGUUGUUCAUGGAUGGAGUUAUGGUGGAUAUAUGGCUCUUCAAAUGAUUGCUAAACAUCCUAAUAUUUAUCGUGCUGCUAUUGCCGGUGGAGCUGUCUCAGAUUGGCGUCUCUAUGAUACUGCCUACACUGAACGAUAUAUGGGAUAUCCACUCGAAGAACAUGUUUAUGGUGCGAGCUCGAUAACUGGAUUAGUUGAAAAACUGCCCGACGAACCAAAUCGUUUAAUGUUGGUUCAUGGAUUGAUGGAUGAGAAUGUUCAUUUUGCACAUUUAACACAUCUUGUUGAUGAGUGUAUUAAAAAAGGAAAAUGGCAUGAGUUGGUGAUCUUCCCAAAUGAGCGUCAUGGUGUUCGUAACAACGAUGCAAGUAUUUAUCUGGAUGCCCGUAUGAUGUAUUUCGCUCAACAAGCUAUUCAAGGUUUUGGACCAACCACUGCCGCUCCAAGACAAGGCCCGCUUUGAUGCUAGAUUAUUAAAAUUUUAUAAAUAUUUUAACUGUUUUACUUAUUUAAUAUUAUAACUCCUAACUUUUAAGUAUUCCCCAUUUAUCUUUUUUUAUCCCCGUUAUGUCUAUUACGCCUCGAAAAUCUUAAUUAUUUCUCUGUGUAUCGAGUUAUGUAUUUAAUUCGAAUUUUUGUACUGCGCGCUGUGCGCUUGCAUGUCUUUUAAGAUUUGGUGUCAAAAAUGAAGGGUUUUCCACAUGAA